AGUCUGACUCAAGACACCAGUUCUAAGAGUGUCCAGAAGCCCAGAGCAGAGUCACCUACACCCAGCCGGGAACCUCUGAGACGUGGCAAAAUGUCUGAACAACAGAUGAAAAGCUCUGACUACCAGUUGGACUACGAAAACGUUCAGGAUCCAGUUGAGACGAUGGAGGGGAUUGUCAGCCAGGGUGCUGUAAUGUUCACACACAACCCUCUGGGUAUGAGGAGUCAAACUCUUCUGACAGUCCAACAAGACAUUAAGGCUAAACUGAAACACAAGUAUCAACACAUAUCUGAAGGAAUUGGACACCAUGGAAACCAAAGUCUGUUAAAGGACAUCUACACAGAGCUCUACAUCACAGAGGGUGGAAGUGGAGGGGUCAAUAAUGAACAUGAGGUGAGACAGAUAGAGAUGGCAUCCAAGAAACAAACCACACAAGAGACACCAAUCAAAUGCAACGACAUCUUCAAGCCUUUACCUGGACAAGACAAACCUAUCAGAACUGUGCUGACAAAAGGAAUCGCUGGCAUUGGAAAAACAGUCUCUGUGCAGAAGGUCAUCCUUGACUGGGCAGAGGGAAAAGCAAAUCAGGACGUUAAUUUCAUGUUUCCUCUUCCUUUCCGUGAUCUGAACCUGAAAAAGGACCAAUACAGUCUGAUGCAACUUCUUUCCCACUACUUCUCAGAGCUGAAAGAGAUUGACAACAUUGAAGAUGGUGAAACCAAAACUGUUUUCAUUUUUGAUGGUCUGGAUGAGUGUCGACUUCCUCUAGACUUCAAAAACAAUGAGAGGUGCUGUGAUGUCACGAAGCCAACCUCAGUGGACGUGCUGUGACAAACCUCAUCAAGGGGAAUCUGCUUCCCUCUGCUCUCCUCUGGAUAACCUCACGGCCUGCAGCAGCCAAUCA
Messenger RNA from Coregonus clupeaformis (lake whitefish), 904 nucleotides. RefSeq names its product protein NLRC3-like. NCBI's taxonomy places the organism in Eukaryota, Metazoa, Chordata, Actinopteri, Salmoniformes, Salmonidae. The coding region runs from base 91 to 831 and encodes 246 amino acids. The record is from RefSeq and is a predicted model, not a curated record. The transcript has 3 exons.